Pediculus humanus corporis (human body louse) is the source of this 2292-nucleotide messenger RNA. Its product is annotated as Cationic amino acid transporter, putative. NCBI's taxonomy places the organism in Eukaryota, Metazoa, Arthropoda, Insecta, Psocodea, Pediculidae. Gene Ontology annotation, molecular function: amino acid transmembrane transporter activity. Bases 1 to 2292 code for a protein of 763 amino acids. Gene Ontology annotation, cellular component: plasma membrane. The transcript is spliced from 14 exons. Gene Ontology annotation, biological process: transmembrane transport; amino acid transport. The record is from RefSeq and is a predicted model, not a curated record.
AUGAUAAGAUGGAAGGUUUAUGAAAAGGUUGAUAAACUCAAAGGAGAAGAAGAAGAAGAAGGAAAAAAAUUUUUUUUUUAUAUUCAAAUCAAAGAUGAAGAAGAAGAAGAUGGUGGAGAUAAAUGCUUGUCAACGUUGGAUUUGACGUCAUUAGGAGUUGGGUCGUGCGUCGGUACUGGAAUGUAUUUGGUUGCUGGAAUGGUUGCAAAAAAUUAUGCCGGACCUGGAGUCAUUUUUUCAUUUAUCAUUGCCGCGGUUGCUUCCAUAUUUUCAGGGGCUUGUUAUGCUGAAUUUGGCGUUAGAGUACCACACACGACAGGUUCUGCAUACAUGUACAGUUACGUUACCGUCGGUGAAUUCAUUGCCUUCGUCAUCGGAUGGAACAUGAUACUCGAAUAUCUUAUUGGUACGGCAGCAUGUUCUUGCGCAUUGAGCGCUUGUUUGAAUGCUUUAACAAACGGGAAAAUAAGCAACGCGACAGCAGAAACCUUCGGAACCAUGUUUGGUCAUCCUCCAGACUUUUUAUCAUUCAUAAUAACGAUUUUAAUGAUGAUAAUAAUGGCGGCGGGAGUUAAAAAAUCAUUGAUAUUCAAUAAUAUAUUAAACGCGAUUAAUUUAGCCGUUUGGGUUUUCGUCAUGACUGCCGGAUUAUUUUACGUUGAUGGAGAAAAUUGGUCUGAACAUAAAGGAUUUUUACCCUACGGUUGGUCAGGGGUUUUUACGGGUGCAGCAACUUGUUUUUACGCGUUCAUUGGCUUUGAUAUAAUUGCAACAACCGGAGAAGAAGCACAAAAUCCAAAGAAAUCAAUACCGUAUGCGAUAGUAUCAAGUCUAAUUAUAAUAUUAAUUGCAUACGUAACGAGUUCGAUGAUGUUAACUCUGAUCGUGCCGUACGAAGAAGUUGAUCCGGAUUCGGCUUUGGUGGAAAUGUUUGGACAAGUCGGUGCGUACAAUAGUAAAUAUAUAGUAGCUGUUGGAGCAUUGGCAGGUUUGACGGUUUCAAUGUUCGGUUCCAUGUUUCCAAUGCCUCGAAUCGUUUAUGCUAUGGCACAAGAUGGCUUAAUAUUUAAACAAUUAUCACACAUAUGGUUUCUAACGGGUACUCCAGCUUUUGCAACAUUAGUUUCCGGAUUGUCUGCUGCCGUCGCGGCACUUUUUCUCAAAUUAGAAAUACUCGUUGAAAUGAUGUCCAUCGGUACACUGUUGGCAUAUACUCUCGUAUCGACAUGCGUGUUGAUACUUCGCUACCAACCCCAUUCCACGAACUUGAUAGAACUAUUACCGGAAUCAUUGAGAACUCCGGUAAAAGGUUCACCGACGAAGGAAACGAUGAGUAAUGGGCAAGUCGUUUUCGGAAACAAACUUCAUCCGGAUGAAUUGAGGUCAGCACUUGAAGGAGCAUCAUCGCCUCUACCUACUUCCUAUUCGCCGACUCCAUCCGACAUUAGUAGACAACGAGUCAUGGUUAGAAGAGUGACGAGAUCUUCUCCAGACAGCGACGAUACUUAUCCGGGCGAUGAUGAAGAAUUUGGAAUGAAAGACGAUCAAUUUUUAGUAUCGGAUCGUAGCGAAAAUAAAUUUUACGGUUCGCUACCGGGUGCAGCGAGUUGUAAUACUGGAAGUAUGGGACCCGCCUUGGGAAAUUUAGGUAGAAGAUUUCAGGCGCUCACAUAUUUGUGUCCGGCAAUAUUUCCAUGGGUGGAUACGGGACCGGCAACAACCGAAUCCGGAAUGUUUGUUAUCAAAAUGGUGGCAAUUCUUUAUUUGUUAAUAUUUAUUUUCGAUUUAAUUAUAGUUGCCGGUUUGGAAAACAUGAAUUGGGCCACGACUUUUUUCCUAUUUGUUUUUCUUAUUGGCAUAAUAGGAGUUUUAUUAAUAAUAUCUAGAAAACCGCAAAACAAGAAAACUUUAAUGUUCAUGACACCAGGUUUACCAUUUGUACCGGCAAUAGCAGUUACCGUUAACAUAUAUUUAAUUUUUAAACUUUCAAUAUUGACGUUAGUAAGAUUUACCAUUUGGAUGAUUGUAGGUCUUUUAGUUUAUUUUAAAUACGGUAUUAAAAACAGCACGUUGGAAACGGAAGUGGAAGAAUCGAGCGAACCGGAAUGUCCGCAAAACAUCGAGUUGACAAUACCUAAAACGGAUGAAUAUAGAGGAGGAGUUUUUGCACCACCGUCUCCGACUCAACAACAACAAACAACAACACAACAACAAUCGGGUCAAGAUUACAACACGUCGAGAAGCGGAUUAUUCGUAUCGGAUCCUUUAGCAUUUCCAACGUGGGACGAUUAA